AUGUGUCAGGGCGGUAGAGGGCAGCGGGCUGGCCUUCUUCGGAGCCGUCCUGAGGAAGAGCCCGAUGGGGUAAGCUGUGGGGCAAGCGGCGCAGCCCCCCGAGAUGGCACCGUAAGCCCAAUAUCAGAUCCUCCUAGCAGAGGAGGGAACCAAAGCUUGGACGGAACACAGUACCGUCCCGCUGAGGCUCCAAGAACACGAGAUGGGAGAGUGCGCUGGACAGAGGAGGAAAAUAUUCUUAUAAUGCGCACUCAUUUCAUUGCUCAAGAACUGCAACAGACAACUGGGAGAACAUACCGUGAAAUUCUGACAACCAUCUGGAACGAGAUCAAGCCAGAAAGGCAAUCGUACCCAAACCUCCUCUCGAACAGAGUCAGGCGGAUGCUCGAAAGUGGAAAAUUCUCCAGAGUGGAAUUGAAUAAUAUCGAGCGGAGCACGAGACCUUUUGCCCCGGUUCCAGAGGAUGAGGACCAAAACACUGAAUGUUCACCAUCAGAAACACUCACACACCAAGAAACUGAUGUAAAUAAUGAAACAAGCCAGAAACGUAGCAAAAUCCAACAAAUCUUCGAGAGUAACUCACAAAUGUACACAGGAAUUUCUCCUCAAGAAAGACCACAAAUACCGAGAUUAAAGGGCUCACGUAAAAUCCUUGAAAGUGUACAGAGUGUCAAUGAUAUAAUAGGAACCAUCCUCAGCAGCCAAUCCAAUCUGGAAGAAACCACAGAUUGUGUAUACGCUGGAGCAGUCACCGUCUGUGAAGUGAACAAAAUACGACUCAGAAGUACAGAACCAACGCCGAGAAGAGAGACAACACCACCCUGGAAAAUACGACUGGAGACAAAAAUAAAGAACAUCAGAAAAAAAAUUGGCAAACUGCAUACUUACCUGCAAACAGACUCACCAACGAGAAAACUUCUCAAAUCCAUUCACCGCAUAUCAUCGGAGAUCCACAUUCAGGAAAGAGGCGUAAACUUCAGGCAGAAACUUCAAAUGGCCUGCGACACCCUGAAACAAAAGGUAAAAGCAUUAGGUAAUCGCUUAAAACGAUAUAAUGACAGGGUGAAAAGAUAUAAGAACAAUCAGUUAUACCAAAAAAAUCCCAAACAAUUCUUUAGAUCUCUUGAGGGUACCACAACAGCACAAGAAGAACCACCAACAGCUGAAAACAUGCACAGAACCUGGAAACAAAUUUGGGAGUCUGAGGAGGAGCAUGAUGAUACGGCCUUCUGGAUCCGGGAGGCGGAACUAGAAGCCAACAAGUAUACAAUGGGAGAAAUGAGAAUCACAGAAGACGACAUAAGAACAAUACUCAAAAAGACAAACAACUGGUCUGCUCCGGGCCCCGACGGUAUACACAGUUAUUGGUGGAAGUAUUUUGACUGCACCCACAGAAUCCUGGCGAACAUAUUCCAGAGAGCGUUAACAAAUCCGUCUGUCAUACCGGAAUCACUAACUGAUGGCAUAACCCACAUGCUUCCUAAAGGCGAAAAAAGUGGAAAUCCGAGAAACUACCGGCCAAUAACAUGUUUAUCGUCGGUGUACAAAGUACUCACCGGAGUGCUCACGCUUCACAUUUCAAGACACAUAGGACAACAUAACAUACUGGCACGAGAACAAAAUGGGUGCCGUAGGGACGCGCGUGGUUGUAAGGAAUUUCUUACCGUUGACUCUCUCAUCACAAGACAGGCUAAAAGGAAACAACGAAAUAUAUCAAUGGCGUGGAUAGACUACAAAAAAGCCUUUGACUCGAUACCUCACUCAUGGUUGCUGAAAACCCUGCAACUCUAUGGUGUGUCGGAGGCUUUGGUCAGGCUUCUCAGACACUUGAUGAACUCAUGGCGAACGAGGCUGCAUGUGAAUAUCAACGGGCGCACAUACACAACAGAAGAACUGCAAAUCAGAAGGGGAAUAUUCCAAGGAGACAGGCUUAGUACCCUUUGGUUUUGCCUAUCGAUCAAUUUUUUGAGUAAGCUCCUAAAUAAAAGCCACCAUGGGUAUAUAAUAGAGAAGAGGCAUAAUACAAAGAUAAAUCACCAGCUUUACAUUGAUGACCUCAAACUUUACGCCGCCAAUGAGGACCAACUGAUGAGUCAGCUUAGAGUGGUGGCAUCCUUCACUGAAACAAUCAAAAUGGAGAUGGGGCUUGACAAGUGUGCGGUCGUGCAUGUGAAAAGGGGUAAACUCAUGCAGGGAGAAGGAAUGCUGGUGCAGGACGGAAUAGAGAUCCAAAGACUAAACACAGAAGAAACCUAUAAGUAUCUGGGCAUCAAACAAGGGUUGGAAAUAAAGACUGCUGAAACCAAAACCACGUUCAGGAUUAAAUUUCUGAAUAGAGUGAACAAAAUCCUGCAAUGCAAACUGAAUGCCAAGGCAAUGGUCACAUCGAUAAACACCUGGGCGAUGCCUUACUUGGCCUAUUCCUUCGGAGUUGUUAAAUGGUCCGCAGCAGACCUUAAGGACAUUGAUAUACAGGUGAGAAAGCUCCUAACGAGGCAUGGAAUACACCACCCACGCGCAUCAGUUAAUAGGCUAUACAUACCGAGGAAAGAUGGUGGGAGAGGUUUGCAAAGCGUCGAAACAGCACACCAUAAAGCUGUAAUAGAAAUGAGGAACUAUUUCUACAAAAAAAACACACCAUUCUCCAGAGUUCUGUGUAAAGAAGAUGAGAACAUCACAGCAUUGAACCUUGCAUCCAGCAACCAACCAACUGAACCUCCUACAUCUGAGAAAUUAUCUGAAGAAUGGCAUGGCAAGGCCCUUUAUGGUAGAUAUCCGACGGCCCUGAAACGAAGAACAGUCAAUAAAGAAAAAUCAGUCUCCUACCUCAAAUCUGGAUAUCUAUUUGCCGAGACGGAGGGCAGGGAAAAACAUACCUAA
Molecule: messenger RNA, 2880 nt
Organism: Harmonia axyridis
Lineage: Eukaryota; Metazoa; Arthropoda; Insecta; Coleoptera; Coccinellidae
Exons: 2
Coding region: 1-2880 (959 amino acids)
Source: RefSeq, a predicted model, not a curated record